This is a messenger RNA of Hordeum vulgare subsp. vulgare (domesticated barley), 5088 nucleotides long. Its product is annotated as putative disease resistance protein RGA1. Gene Ontology annotation, biological process: defense response to fungus. NCBI's taxonomy places the organism in Eukaryota, Viridiplantae, Streptophyta, Magnoliopsida, Poales, Poaceae. The record is from RefSeq and is a predicted model, not a curated record. The transcript is spliced from 5 exons. Bases 51 to 4649 code for a protein of 1532 amino acids. Gene Ontology annotation, molecular function: ADP binding.
UCACAUAUUUCCACCGUUGACCACCAAGCCUCGUCGGAGAGCGAGAAGCCAUGGAAGUAGCCAUCGUCGAAAGGGCAUGCACAAAGCUCAGAGCCAUCGUUAGCGAGACCACCCCCGGCCUGCAGGAAAUGCUGGAGGCGCUGGAGGCCAUGCAGCCGGCGCUGGAGGAUGCCAAGAGGGAGUCGGUGGACGAGGAGGCGGGGCGGGCAUGGCUCAGGCGGCUCAGGACCGCCGCCCACGACAUCUCACACAUGGUCGACGAGCAAAAGAUGACAGAGACUGCAGCUGAGAAUGUUAUCAUGGCGAAGAAGAUGAAAGAAAUGAUAGCAAAACUUAGCAAGAUGAAGCAGGAUGAUUUUUUCAAGCAAGUCAAGCAGGAAUCGUCUGAUGUGUCCAGUUUGAUGACCAUCGAUGAAGACAACGAUUCAGAAGCUGAAACAAGGACAGAGGCUCAAGAAGUUGAAGAACAUAUAGUAGGAAGGAUUGAGGAUAAGAGAAGGAUAAUGGCUACGCUACCUGCCAGCGGCACCAUCAUCCUUCCCCUCGUUGGAGUUGGAGGCAUAGGCAAGACAAAAUUGGCACGUGAAGUCUUCAAUGAUAGCCAGUUCAAAGGGUACAACUUCCGUGCAUGGUUGGAUGUCUCGGAAAAAUUUGACUUGCUUGAAAUAGGGAAGUCACUGCUUUUUCUAGCUUCAGGAGAAGAGGGGUUUGGCCCUGAUUCAGAUAGGAAGAAGUAUAUAACGGAGCGUCUUCAUGGCCUGUAUAAUGGUAUGAAGGUACUAGUUGUGUUAGAUGGCGUGGGGGAGGCGCCGGGGGACUCCAGUGAGUGGAGGAACUUCAAGCACAUGCUACGUGUGGGCGGGAAGGGCAGUAAGGUGGUCGUGAUAGUGACGACAUGCAGCCAAACCAUCGCCAAGAAAAUCUGUACUGUCAAACCACACAUGCUGAACCCCCUGACUGAUGAUACUUGCUGGACAAUAGUCAAGCAAACAAGUGGAUUUAACGAUCAAUCCGAUAAAGAAGAGUUGGAGCAUAUCGGACGGCAGAUUGCAAGCAAGUGCAAGGGUCUACCAUUGGCAGCUAAAAAACUUGGGCGCUUGCUACAGUCGAAAGAUGCUAGAAGAUGGUCCGCGGUGAUGGAUAGUGCUGCCUGGAACGAUGAUGUGACAGAGAAACCCGGUUGUCUUGGUUUUCUUCGCAAGAAGAAUCCCAUGGCCAACGGGGUGGAGACGAUGGAGGCAAAACUGGAGAUGAUAAAGGAUGAGUUGGACAGGCACGGUUCCGAUGACUCUAAUCAAGAAGAUAUUAUUUGGGCGAUUUCUUCCAUCCUCGAGCAAGACAUGGAUGUAACAGAAACAACACCAAAGGUUGAAGAUCCAAGGAUUUUAGGAAGGGGUGAGGAUAAAGAAAGUAUCCUGGCUGAGCUCUCUGCGAGCAAUAUCAGAGAAGGGCUUGUCAUCCUUCCCAUCGUUGGACUCGGAGGCAUAGGAAAGACGGCCUUGGCACAAAUUGUUUUCAAUGAUACCCAAUUCAAAGAAUAUAAUUUUCAUGCCUGGGUCCAUGUCUCACCGAAAUUUGACUUGCUUGAUAUAGGCCGGUCAUUGGUUUCUCUAGCCAUGGGAGAAGAGCCCCAUGAUUCACAUGGCAUCGAGUAUGUAUCGAAGCGCAUUCAACACCUGUAUAAUGGUAUGAAGGUACUCAUUGUUUUGGAUGACCUGUGGGAGGAGGAUUCUGAUAAGCUGGAGCGCUUGAAGAGCAUGUUUAAUCCAGAUGGGAAGACCAGCAAGGUGAUUGUGAUAGUAACCACAUGCAGUGAAGGUGUUGCGAGGAAAAUUUGUACUGUUCAACCAUACAAGCUAAAUCCUUUGACUCGAGAAAAUUGCUGGACAAUAAUCGAGCAAACAAGUGGCUUUGAUGGUAGAGAAGACAAAGAGGAGGUUAGGAAGUUAGGAUGGCAAAUUGCUGGAAAUUGUGGUGGUCUACCUCUAGCAGCUCAAAAACUUGGGGUCUGGCUAUCCGACGAAGAUUCUGAAGAAUGGUUAAAAAUGUCAGUGAUUGGUAUCUGGAUUUCAUUUCAAUGCUUAGUGUUAACCUACAGACGUCUGCCACUAAAUCUGAGGUUAUGCUUUGCUUAUUGUGCCAUCUUUCCAAAGGGUCACAAUAUAGUCAAGGAUGACUUGAUUAAUCAAUGGACUGCUCUCGAUCUUAUUCAUCCAUCGGGUAAUGCCAAAAAGCUCGCCGAGGAGUAUAUCGGAACGCUUUUGGACAUAUCAUUCCUUCAAACUGCAAAGUCGUCUUUGACUAGUGGUAAGGAUGGCAACGCUGGUGCGGUCUUGCUCACUAUGCACGAUCUGGUGCAUGGCCUUGCAAUGGCAGCUGUUGGUGAAGAGUUUGUCAGUGAGGAGUUCAUUGCUGUUGCUCGUGCAAUGGAUUCGUCUCACCCGAACGAAUAUUGCCGCUAUGCACGGCUUACCAACUCUUGUGACAGGCCACCAGGUCUGUUGUCGGCCGCCCAGCUAAGUGCGCUAUACUGCAGCAAAAUGGAUUUCGGUGACAGUAGUUAUCAAUUGCCCUAUCCAAACUGGAACCUGCGUGUCUUGUAUUUCCAGGAGAGCCCCAUGCAGAAGCUGCCAAAUUUUGUCUGUCAACAGGGUCAGUUGGGUCAUCUGAAUUUAUCAGGCUGCUCCAGUCUAACAGCUCUACCAGAUUCAUUUGAGACUCUAUUAAAUUUGCACCAUAUCAACCUAUCAAGUUGCUCUGGACUGGUUAAUCUGCCGCAAUCAUUUGGGAAGCUAAUAAAACUGCAGCAUGUGGACCUAUCAGGUUGCUUUGGACUACAAGAACUGCCGGAAUCAAUUGGAAAGCUAACAAAAUUGUUGCAUAUGUAUCUAUCAGCCUGCUCUGGGCUAGUGCACCUACCAGAGUCAUUUUGUGAUCUAAGAAGUUUAAUCCAUCUCAGUUUAUCAGACUGCACCCGACUAAAAACUCUACCAGAGUCAUUUGGUGAUCUAAUAAGUUUGCUGCAUAUCAAUUUAUCACGCUGCCAUCAACUAGUAAAACUGCCAGAAUCAUUUGGGGAACUCAGACAACUGGAACAUCUGGACUUAUCAUUCUGGUCUUGUUUUGGAGGGAUCAAGGAAAUUCUUCGCGGCCUUACAAAUCUCAAACAUUUGAACUUGUCACACCCCUGUUGCUUUCCUACUGAACCCCAAUCACUUCUCGAAGGGCUGAUAAAUGUUGUGGGCGAGCUCACCAAACUCAAAUAUCUAAACUUAUCGAUGUUCCUUUCUCCUAUACUUGGCUACCAGCCAGGGGAAGAAAGUUUGAAAUGCAUUGAGUAUAUCUGUGAACUUUCUGAACUGGAGCAUUUGGACUUAUCUCACAACAUGUUCCUUUAUGAUCUACCAAAAAGACUAGCUGAGUUUACAAGCCUAUGUACACUAGACCUCUCAAACUGCAUUAGACUGAAGAGCAUAGACAAAAAGAUAGGUGAAAUGGGUUCAAUGAAAUUGAUUGUUGUGAGGAACUGCCGUGGUCUGGAGAGUUACCCUUUUAUGGUUCGGAGUGAUGAUGGACGAUACAGCAGCAACCUGGGCCAGCUAGAGGAUGUAAGUUGUAAAGAACUUGAGAUUAGCUGCCUUGAGAAUGUGAAAUCUGUACUGGAAGCACGUCGCACAAGGAUGGCGAGGAAACAAAAGCUCGAGAAGUUGGUACUUUGUUGGACUGAGGGCUGCCGUGUAUCGGUGGAUAGCAAUGCUUUGUUGGGAGAACUACUUCCAUUCGCACCGUGUAAUAUGCGGUGCCUUGAGCUGCAUGGUUACAACGGCACAGAUCUUCCAACCUGGACCUCUUCCGCUGAGUCCCCUGCCAUUGACGAACUGUUGGUUCGGAAAUGCCCCAAGUUGAGCUUUGUGCUUCCUCCUUCCUCAAAAGAGGGUAAACACCCCCGGUCUCUGCACGGACCUGGAGCCCGAAGGUUAGUGAUAUCAGAUAGCGACCAAUUGAUGGGGCACACAGGGCAUCUCCUUGCUACUCCAACUGAGCUGGUGGUCGAAAGUUGCAAGGUGCCGCUGGGCGACUGGAGUUUGCUUCACCACCUACCAGGCCUAAGUAGGUUAAAAAUAAAGGAAUGCCACCAUUUAACUAUCGGCUCACCAGGGAUCAGCAGGAUCCCAUCCACCCUCCAGUCCAUCUGUUUCUCCUGGUGUGACAACUUAAGCUCACUUCCAGAAUACUUGGGUGAGCUCACAGGUCUCCAUGAAUUGAAGAUUAAGCACUGUAAAAAGCUCACUUCUUUGCCAGACGGAAUGAAGCUCCUCACAUCCCUUCAGACCUUGCAUCUUAUUGAAUGUGAGAGCAUGGGAAAACUCCCUGAAUGGUUUGGAAGCCUAACCUCUCUUGAGAAGCUGACCAUCGACAAAUGCCCGGGCAUUAAAACUUUGCCUGGUAUAGACAAACUCAAAAAACUCAAGGAUCCAGUCAUUGAGAAAGAUACAGAAUUGAGGAAGUGGUGGGACGGAAAGGCCAAGAUGCUCGCGCCCAGCCAGCCAAAAACUGAGGAGAACCCUACAGGCAAGAAUAUCAAAAGGGCCGGGUCUCGGCUGCACAGGAGCACGUCUCAGCUCCCUCAGACUGAACCAACGCGCUGAUGAGUUGCACAACUCUAGGGCCUGAACUGAUUUGCAGGCGAAAACCGUGAUUGUUGCAGCAGUUAGCAGCUACAGCUUUGCCCAGGACAUAUAUAGCUCACACAUGAGAAGGGCAUGACUCCAAAACUAAAAUAUAGCUGCAGGUUUGAUAAACAGAAGCUAAACAAAUCAGAGAUUAUUCUAGGCUAUCUCAGUCCAGCUUGCUGAGAUCGUUGUCGUUGCAUUAUUCACAGUGCCUGAAACUUGGCUUGUAUUUUUUUCCAUGGUUUAUUGGGUUGAAUCAUUCUUCUCAUCGUUUCCUUGUGUUUUAUUUAAUGAAAAUGACUGCAUUAUAAAGUAGAGGCCCCCUUUUUAGGGGAAACUUGAUGCCUUUUUGUAUUAGGGUUGCUUUAUUACACCCCUUUCAGAAAAUUAAAAAGGGAAAUCUUGUCUUUUAUUA